AUGAUAGACGAUACUAAAGGAGGCGAGUUUCAAUGCUUGACGUGUGAUUUUGCCCGAAAUGCCGCUGAAGCCAUGAAACAUCAGUCUGCAACUAGACACAAAUCGAUCAUGUAUUCGCCCACAGAGGAAGAAAUCAGCUGUGAAGAAUGCCAAAACAAUAACAUUCACCUGCUUCAAAUUGUGCGUUUUGGUGGGGAAGAUAUGAGUUUGCUGUGUAAUAGCUGCUUAUGCCGAGACUAUACAGACUCGGAAAGGCCGAGCACUUCUUAUACGCUCGCAAACGGAUCGCUUUUACAUCACUUUUCUAACUAUCUCAAAGUUCGAGACAGCAGUUGCUCACUGUGCGGUACAGAGCGACACCUGAAUGUCAACGCGAAGCGCAAAGUUUUGUGCGAUGCGUGUCUCGUAAAGCAAGCAGAUCAACGAGACUUUGUCUCGGAAGCCAGUGGUAAAUUCGUGUAUUUGCUUCUUGGGAUUCAAGAACAGGGCAGUGCGAAGAGUGUGCAUAAGAAAGGUGGCCGAAUGGUUGGACGUCGCAAGAAGAAGGGCGACGCAUCGACGCUGUCGUCUUCGCGUCGAAAGCGUGAGAAAAAACCACUCACAACCCUCGAAGAAAUGGCCAAGAAGGCUUAUGAUACCAAGAAGGUCAACAGUUUGAUUCAAAGUGAAAGUGGAGUAAGUUUGCGGUCUUUCAAAGGUGUGAAAGCGACCCAAAACGAUCCUUCAUCGAAAGCUCAAAGCAAGACCGUAGGCUAUCCAACGGGGGGAAAAACACAUGCAAAGGGUUUGAAGUUAAAAGACAAGCCAGCGGCUUCAAACCGUAAGCCUAAUCCCUCUCCCAAGGAUCUCCAUGCUAAGAAUUCGCCUCGUUCGCAAGGAAAAGCCAAUUCAGUACCUAAAACAUCGCGAUCUGCAUAUAGCAUGAAAGGGGUUUCUGAUACUACUACAGGAUGCACACCCACGAAUUCUACUAAUACCAAAGGAAGCAAAGUCGCUUCAACCCAGUCGAAAAAGUUGCAGAAGGGCAACAGCCAAGCGAAGCCACACAAAACACAGGACGAGACCGGCAAAGCUCGUGAAACCCCGUCGAAAAACAAGGGGGAGACAAAUAAAGAUCAAAAAAUCGACGCAAAACAUGAUAGACCCGCGAAAAAAAACAAGACGCAUAAAUCAGGAACUCCGAAUUCAAUCCCAGGUUCAGCCCAAAAUGAAGUAUCUCCGAAUGAAAACAAAAAAGCCACGAUCAAAUCUGUCAAUGAUACCGAGGAUGUUGAAUUUGAAGAAGGUGAGCCUGUCAAAAGAUUUGUCAAAUACGUGCCAAAAAUGUCGUACCCCAAUCUUACGUCUUACCUGUCAGAAUUCUCCCAUGCGCUGUUCCUUGAAGAAAGGUUGGAGAACGAUUUCCUUCAAGAUUUCCAAAUCACCUGGCCCAAGAACCCAAAUGAAAGGGCAUUUGUCAUAGCUAUGAAGAGUGACAGUGAAGAAUUGAAAAAACUAUUACCAGCGAACUUGAUACAGCUUGGUAGAUUACCCUUCACUAAUCAACAACCUCUCAUGUUAACUAACCAAGAUGAAACUAAAAUUUGGUACUCGUACGUGCGAGAAAUAGAAUCUCGUAAAUCGAAACUGACCAUCCUUCUGGAGCUUUAUCCCUGGUGUGAAGAAAGUUUGCCAAGGCGGGCUAGUAACGAUAGCUUUAAGAUUUUGCCAUGUUCUGCCCAGGUGAAUAGAAUCAUGUUUGCAAUGACCAAAAUUGAAAACCCAAAGUUUAUCAAAUUACUCUUGGGACAGGAAAGCGUCAAACAAGUAAAUUUUCAAAACAGGCUUCAGUUCACCAAAGAAACACUCAACGACUCGCAAAAAUCCGCCAUUCAGCACGUAAUGAACAACAGCGUCACGAUUCUACAAGGUCCACCUGGUACAGGUAAAACGUCGACUAUAGAGGAAAUUAUACUACAAUUGAUACAAAAUUUCCACACUUUUCCUAUUCUUUGUGUCGCCGCAUCAAAUAUUGCAAUUGAUAAUAUUGCCGAAAAGUUCAUGGUCAAUAGACCAGACAUUAAGAUCUUGCGAAUCGUAUCUCAAACAAAAGAGGCACAGUAUAAUGAGCAGCACCAGUUAGGAGGCAUAUGUUUGCAUAACAUUGUAAAUCACCAGCUACCAGCCACAGUUAAGGAGACUAUUGCCAAGUUAAGAAGCGGAAUUCCUGGCAGAGUAUCGAAAAAUCAAUAUAAUAAGCUGCUAACUACGCAGAAUACGAUUUCCGAUAGACACGUCGCUCAGGCGCAAAUUAUUUUCACCACCAAUAUCGCCUCUGGUGGCCGUCAACUAAAAGCGAUUAAAGAGUUGCCUGUUGUCAUAAUGGAUGAGUCUACUCAGUCCUCAGAGGUUUCCACGCUUGUGCCCUUGUCCCUACCAGGAAUAAAGCGCUUUGUUUUUGUGGGUGAUGAAAAGCAGCUUUCAAGCUUUAGCAACGUCCCGCAAUUAGAGUUGUCUCUUUUCGAGAGGAUUUUACUGAACGGGACGUACAGCCGACCCCAUUUACUGGAUACGCAGUACAGGAUGCAUCCUGCUAUCAGCGAAUUCCCAAUUCGUACGUUCUACGAGAGCAAGCUGAAGGACGGCGUCACGGCUGCUGACAAGAGCUGGCCCGGUGUAGCCAAUCCGCUGUUUUUCCUCCAAUGCGACGACGGGCCUGAAUCUAAGGUAUUUAACGCGCGUCGCGGCAUGCGCGGGUUCACUUACAAUAACAAGCACGAGGCAAGAGUAAUUUUAGGGGUGAUCCACAAACUGAUUGUCGAAAAGGGCGUUCCGCGCGACGAAAUUGCUGUUAUUACGCCUUAUUCCUCGCAGAGAGACUUGGUAUCCGAGCUGCUUGAGAAGGACCCCAUUGUGAACCCUUCGGGCGUGCCCAUGGUGCAGCAAAUGGAUAAGGACGACGUGAUAGGUGAUAGCUCAGGCGCCAAUGUCGGCGCAAAAGUGACUAUCAAUGUCGUCAACGGCGUUUACGUGGCCACCGUCGACUCGUUCCAAGGUCACGAGAAGCAGUUCGUGAUUUUCUCGUGCGUGAGGAACAAUAAGGAGUGCAAGAUAGGGUUUGUAAAGGACAGACGCCGUCUUAAUGUGGCCCUCACAAGAGCCAAAAGCGGCCUGGUCAUCGUUGGUAACAAAGAGGUUUUACGCCGGGGCGAUCCUCUCUGGAGCGACUACGUUAACUACUUAGAUGACAGGAAGGUGAUCUCUAGCACUCUUGACUCCUACUGA
This is a messenger RNA of Lachancea mirantina, 3264 nucleotides long. The record is from the annotation of a GenBank genome assembly. Lineage: Eukaryota; Fungi; Ascomycota; Saccharomycetes; Saccharomycetales; Saccharomycetaceae.